Molecule: messenger RNA, 3986 nt
Organism: Triplophysa dalaica
Lineage: Eukaryota; Metazoa; Chordata; Actinopteri; Cypriniformes; Nemacheilidae
Gene: hoxa5a
Product: homeobox A5a
Exons: 2
Coding region: 2479-3291 (270 amino acids)
Biological process (GO): regulation of transcription by RNA polymerase II; anterior/posterior pattern specification
Cellular component (GO): nucleus
Molecular function (GO): DNA-binding transcription factor activity, RNA polymerase II-specific; RNA polymerase II cis-regulatory region sequence-specific DNA binding
Source: RefSeq, a predicted model, not a curated record
GAUUGUUUUGGUGUUGGUGUUUUUGCGGCAGUUGUUUCUAUUUAUUGUUGUUUGUGUUUCACAAGAUAUACUGCAGUAAAAACAGUAGCUGCAACCGUAUCGUUUUAUGUAGGCUAACGUUAGCCUAUAAUAACGCUUUGUUUUUCCACAUUUUACGCGUCAAAUAUUGGACACGUUUUAAAUAAGCGAUGUCAGAACGAAUUCCACUUUGUAGUGGAUGUACAGUGCAUUUUGGUUAAUGUCUUAUAAUAUUAUUGUAUGAUUUAACUGCAUCGCAAUAGCUGUGGGGUUAAGAGCUUUGGUGGUGAUUCUUUUAGAAAAGCUUUCAGAAUGUGGAGCAAUUCAGAGCAACAGCUGUAAUUGUUUGUAGUGUUAUAGGUGGUAUGCUAUAUUAUCUUUAACCUACAUUGUAUGUCUGACAAGGAAAAGUGUAAUAUUCCAAAAUCGCCGCUAGGUGGCAACCUUUCACAUUACAGGCCGAUAGACCAUACCAUUGGGUAACUUGUUCAAGGGAAGGCAACCUAUCAAGAUAACAGAUGUUGAAAUAUGACAUGAAACAACAAUGUCUAUGCAGAGGUGUUUCAUAGCAUUGUACAAAUAAUUUUUUUCAGGUUGGCCCAAAUGUGAAGCGUUUAAAAUAGAUGACAGGUUUCUUAACUUUUGGUUUAAAAAUGUUGUUUAGACGCUCCCCUAUUGUAAGUCGCGUUGGAUAAAUUGUGUGCCAAAUAAAUAAAUGUAAAAAGGUCUCUUUGUACUGCUCAAAUGCCACAAAUAUCAUCCUGUUCAUCAGUAGGGCUGUAACUUGCCUUUAUAAAUUGGUUGUGGAUACUAACCUAAAACCAUAAUGUAUAUUGAGGCCCUAGUUCCUUUUGGUAAAACAAAUGUCACUUUAAAUAACGUUGUUCUUCUAGAUGUAUACUUAUAUAACUUAUAAAGGUGAGUUUCCAUCAGUUUAUAGGUAAUUUUUUGCAACAUCGAUUAUUUUUUAGAAAAUGUCAAGAAAAGUGCAGUUAUGAAAUGUAAAAUACUAAGUAGUAGGCUAUGGCAAAACGUUAAAUAACAAGAAAAUGUUAUGUUACACGUGUGUAUGUUAAAUGUGUAUGACACUUUUGUGUAUAUUGUGUUGUGGUGACGCUGAAAGCUAUUAAACAUGAAUGAAAAUAGAAAAUGUUGUGGCUUUGAAGGAAAUUCUAACGGAAAUGUUAUAGCUCAACUACAGAAGAAUCUACAAAGGAAGAAUGAACGUGUAUGACAGUACCGUAAAACAACAAAUAUGUGAUUUUUGGAAUUGAGUCUAUAUUUUUUCUCAUGUGAGCAGGCUUUUAAGAGUUACCGACUUUCAUAUGAAGUAGGCCUAUGUAAAUUUAAACUUCAUAUGCUACAAGAGUUGACAUUCAUGACAGCUACUUCCUUGACACUUCCACAUCUCUUUUCAUGUCCUGGAGGUUUCCUAACCCAUACCAUACCUUAAAAAACACCUCCAAAUCAAAUAUUCAAAAUAAUAAUGUUUUUGCCCUUACUGUUUACACAGUCUUUAAAUGUAUGAUCUUAAGAAAUAGAAAGAAAAUAUGAAUUCAGCUGAACAUAUCGUUGAAGAGAGGUCAUUUAUCCAAUGCAAUAGAACUUGGGUUGCAACAAAGGCAAUCAUAAUUGUACUAGCAUCUUUUGAUGGUGUAUUAAUAUGAUAUUUAGAUAAUCCACUUUUUAUUAAAAUAUGAAGGCAAUUCAAAACUAAAAUGCCAGUAAGCCUUAUACAAUUUUUUAUGCAUUUUUCUUAUUUUCGAUAAGAAGGGGUUGGCUUUUUACUAAAAAAUUUAUCAAACUACAUUUUUCAGAUAAAGAUUAGCCUUUACAUUUGGUCAAUAUUCUGAUUUUGUUUCGUAACCGGGGAAGGCUGUAUUUUCCCUAAACGUUAGAAAUGUCGUUCUUUUUUAAAAUCUUCCCAAUUCUGUGAACGUUCUGGUGUACGUGCUUUGUGUGCAGAACGCGGCGCAUUGUUUCAGCAGAUCCUAUUUUUCUACCGCAGGAUCGUUACCCUCUGAAUGACCCCGCCUUGUGCUUGCUUCGAGUCUGAUAGAUUAGGGUAGUAGUGCCACGUUUUACCAGAGGGUGGCGCGCGACUACAAGAGUUAAACAACCUACAACAUUUAGUUCUGUGAAACUCUCGUUGCGCGUUCACGUCUCCAAACAAUUCCACACUGAUUUCCUGCUUACGCGCGAGUUUACCGCUGGAGGUCACAGAAUAGGAUUUACGACUGGUCAACAAAAACACGUGACUUUAAGCCGUACCCCAUAUUUGGAAGCCUACGUAGAAAGCAUUAAGUCUGUCUUACUCAUUUCCAUAAUUCAUCAUAAAUUGUGCAAGGGUGCAAUAGAAGCUCAAAACCAACAAGAGACACAAAUCAAACACGCACAGUAUUGUUCUCUCCACAACUGUACUUGAGUAGCUAAAAUAAUUAAGGUAAUUAUUGUCAACCAAUGAGCUCUUAUUUUGUGAACUCAUUUUGCGGUCGCUAUCCAAAUGGUGCGGACUACCCCUUACAUAACUAUGGAGAUCACAGUUCUAGUAGCCAAUACAGAGAUUCUUCGGGCAUGCAUUCGGGCAGGUAUGGAUAUGGAUACAAUGGAAUGGAUCUUAGCACCAGGGAGUCUAGUACCGGACACUUUCUCUCAUCUGGUGAGCAAGCUCAAAGCUACACGGACAAUCCAGCUGCGACGCCUGUCCAAUACAAUCAACCGGUUACCACGGACAGCGCUGCGUCCCCGUCGCCUUCCUCUGACCCUCUCCCGUGCUCGUCCUUAGCCAACUCUCCUGUCAGCGAGCUUCCACACCGCUCCCUAAAAACAUCACUACCGAACACCUCUGGCUCAGCAACCCACAGUGUCGGGCGUACUCUCAGUCGCCAAAACGUCUCUAAAGCGUCCCACACCGUGGAGGAAGAAAAUCCAGAAGGAAGUGCGCAGGCAGCCUCUCUGAAUGUAUCUGAUGGGUCUCAGCCACACAUUUACCCAUGGAUGCGAAAACUUCACAUAAGUCAUGACAGUUUGGUCGGACCAGAGGGUAAAAGGCCAAGGACAGCCUACACACGGUACCAGACGCUUGAACUGGAAAAGGAGUUCCACUUCAAUCGGUACCUGACACGACGCCGGCGAAUAGAGAUCGCGCACACGCUCUGUCUGUCAGAGAGACAGAUCAAAAUAUGGUUUCAAAACCGCAGAAUGAAAUGGAAAAAGGACAACAAAUUGAAGAGCAUGAGCAUGGCGGCCGCAGGAGGCGGUUACCGGCCCUGAGAAUGUGUAAAUACUGUAUAUGUUACUAUAUGUUUAAGUGUUAACACAUAAGUGUGUGCCCCUGUUUCCUAAACGUGUGUGUUCUGUAUAUCAUAGGGACAGAAUGUUAUGGGCUUUUCCCAUUUCGCAAAAUACUUUUCAGGGGAUUUACUGGCUCAUGACCAGUAAAACUAAUGGACAGAAAAACAAAAACAUUUCCUCUGUGUGUUUCAGUGUUGUAUAUACGUGGGCGGAUCUUUGCAUUGUCGAAAGCCCAUGAAGGUGUAAAAUAAUAUAAUUUUUGACUAAAUAUUCGGAUGCGUUGGUUACACUAAACUAAACCUGUUACGUUUGUAUGCUUAAGCAGAACUUAGAGACUUAUUGAUGUCUUAUUGCUUGUAAAUAUACCUUAAUGUAUUUAAUAUAUUUAUUUGAAUUCGAUAUAAAAUUUUCAAGUGUGUCAUUAUUUUAUCGAGCUUAACGUAGACUAGUACCAGAUUUUGGUCUUGCAGCAUCGUCACUGUGGUAUUGAUAAAGUCGUUUCGUUCAGACUUGUCUGCAUAUUUGUAAGUCAUGUCCUUAUUGGUACCUGAAUGUGAGGAAGUGUGUUUUAAGUGUUAAAAUGUUAGAGGUUAAGUCUAUUUAUUUUAUCUUGUGAAUUUUGAAUGAUAACUGGGAGUAAUGAUUAUGACAAUAAACUUUUUACUUGAAAAUUG